AUGUCAGAUCAGGACGGCGGCAGGGGCCAUCCCCCUCGAGAAAGCCAAGAGUCCGCCUAUCCACCGCCUCCUGGUGAAGAAGACGAUCGCUCAAGGCCAACCUACCACCACUUGCCUCCUCCUCCUCAAGCGACCGUGACUCUUCCGCCAAUUCAUGACGCUCAUCCGGCUUAUGGCGCGAGCCGAUACCCACCACCUCCAGAUCCUAGGUCGCGCGGAACCUACUCUGCUUCUCCCACCGGUGGCCCAAACGGCUAUCCUGCUCCGCCUGGCAGUAUGUAUAACUUGCCUCCUGUCCAGGCGCCGCCGGACCAGCGACACUACGGAGUUGAGCCACGCGACUACUACUCACGCGGCGGGUCCUUCCCGCCACAUCCUCAACCCGAGCCUUACAACUAUGGUGGCUACCGACCUCCUUCCGGGCCUCCCUACGGUGCCUACCCUCCUGAGUAUGCGCGCGGACCAGGCGGUCCGCCGCAACAGGCAGCACCACGCCAGAGGACUUCGAUAGCAUGUCGUUACUGCCGCAAACGUAAAAUUCGUUGCAGUGGUUACAGCCAGACCCCCGAUGGAAAGUGUACAAAUUGCAGAAAGACGGGCAAUGAGUGCAUUUUUCAGCCUGUUUCCUCAUCCUCGACCACUGCUUUCGUCCCAGUGUCGGCUGUACCCGGUGGUGUGCCUCCCGGGACGCCUCUAUUUGGCGCCUUUGGACAGCCGUUGCCGCAGGGAGGAGCGCAACCAGGACAGCCUGGAGGGGCGCCUCAGCCACCCGCUGGUGGCUCGCAACAGCCGUAUCCUCCGUCGGACAAUUACGCGCUACCCUCGCCCACGGGCUCUUACUACCCACCACCUCCGGAAGACCGAAGCGGUGUCCCACAGCGACGCCUGCACGAGGAGGAGCACGGGCAACGCUUGCCCCCUCCGCACGUCUACGGUGAACCUGACCCACGAAGACGCUCUCCCGCAUCCUCCGCGCCUGGUGGCACUCCGCCGCAAUACGAGUACCCGCCUCCAGACAGAACCUCUACUCCUGGCCAACUCCGAGAGAGUCCUAAUGCGCCUUCUCAAGCUGGGCAGCAAGGAGGCAGUGUGAUGGCCUUGAGCAGCUUGAUGGAGCACCCACCUCCACGGCCGCCGCCAAGCUCUGACUCGAGCCGUGAUAUCGAUCAGAACAUGCUUGGACGCCUGAACCGACGGACCUAG
Messenger RNA from Diaporthe citri, 1203 nucleotides. RefSeq lists its product as uncharacterized. The transcript has 2 exons. NCBI's taxonomy places the organism in Eukaryota, Fungi, Ascomycota, Sordariomycetes, Diaporthales, Diaporthaceae. The record is from RefSeq and is a predicted model, not a curated record. Gene Ontology annotation, molecular function: zinc ion binding; DNA-binding transcription factor activity, RNA polymerase II-specific. Bases 1 to 1203 code for a protein of 400 amino acids. Gene Ontology annotation, cellular component: nucleus. Gene Ontology annotation, biological process: regulation of DNA-templated transcription.